This is a messenger RNA of Dermacentor albipictus, 1464 nucleotides long. RefSeq lists its product as uncharacterized. The record is from RefSeq and is a predicted model, not a curated record. Lineage: Eukaryota; Metazoa; Arthropoda; Arachnida; Ixodida; Ixodidae.
GAUGGAGCGAUAGGGAUUCGUGCAGCCUUGCGAUAAAGCUUAGCAAUCGCAACGUGCUAAGUUGUCUAGUGAAGCGUAUAAAAUGGCUCGCAUCUUGCAGCGGCGCAACACUCCUGAAAUUGAAGCACUGGAAACUGAGCGAAAUCCGGGACCACCACUAUGCAUUGCGCUGCCGCGUUUUUGGUCGUCGCCUUCUCUGUGGCCGCGCAGGGUAUUCCGUCGGCCAGGACUUUUGCCUCGCCGCAGCAUCACGCCACCCAUCAGCAUCCCGCGUUUGCAGGCGCCCCGCACCAGACCAUCAUGCACGGACACCAAGUUCUGGUUGAAGACAACUCUUUCGUCUCCACUCUUGUCUGCCAAGUUGUCAAGGUUCCUGUUGGUCAGUCCGGUGCGCAGACAGCCAUGCCAUCUCACAACAUUCCGGCCUCUACCGCAGCCGGUUCCCAGCCUGUUGUGGCUCCUUCGGUCAUCUCGUCCUCGCAGGACGCCAUAUCUAAUCUUAGAUCCAGCGUCAGGACGGCCGUAGAAAAACUUGUCGACCCUGUUGUCGAAGCCUUGCAGAACGCGUCGCUGUGGCUCAACCGUACGUCGCAGCUCCACCUGAACCAUUCCCACGAACACCCUGCUCACCAAUCGCACCAGCAUGGCGCCCAAGCUCACCACGCCCACAUGCACUCAAUUAACAACCAUCACGAGCAUCAACACAUGCAUGGUGGCCAGAUCAACAACGACCCGACGCAUGGUCAAGCGCCCAACCACCAGGUUCACCCUAUUCACGGUCAUGGAGCCCCGCAAAGGAUUCCACAACCGGCUGUGCCGAUGACCGUCGUAUCCGUUCCUGUCCUGGUUCCCGCUGUGCAUGCCGGCUCUUUUCCCCUCUUAAACUUGUCUGCCGUUGUUCCUGCCGGCGUCGACAUGGCCUCUCUGCAGUUCUCCAACACCGGACGGGAUAACGCCACAUCGUCGUUCACCGUUGCUGCCGAAUCUGUCGCUGCUACCACCCACCCUGCAUCAACGCCCGCUAAUGCUGACCUCGUUGGCCGCACUGGUGCUCCACCCACUACGCCAAGCACAGACGCCCCGCAUACUCUUUCGUCGGACGUGCCCACUUCUACAACAGUUUCCGACAUUACCACGUCUUCGGUUGGGUCUGAAAACCUUGACGUCUUGGCCAGGCAGUUUCCGCCGCCUGUGGUCCACCGCCCUGUAUGUCCUUAUGAUUGUGUGCCACCAGAACAACGGCGGUAACACCUGCAAGAACGAGUUGUCUCACGGCGGCGACAAGCCUUCCCCAGUAUGCAGCUAGCGGGACGAUACAGCCGUGAUUAGUUUGCCGGUUGCUUGCAGAAAAUUGUUUUAUAUAUGUAUUUGCCGUUGUGGCAGAAGACGUUUAGCAUGUGUAUUUUGCGUUGACAAGCGCUGCAUGUAUAUGUGACAAUAAAGCGGCCUAUUUUAUCUAUACAA